Molecule: messenger RNA, 1025 nt
Organism: Sphaerulina musiva SO2202
Lineage: Eukaryota; Fungi; Ascomycota; Dothideomycetes; Mycosphaerellales; Mycosphaerellaceae
Product: UBC-like protein
Exons: 2
Coding region: 153-623 (156 amino acids)
Source: RefSeq, a predicted model, not a curated record
GCGCUGCCUGUUUGCGUUGCACAUCUCCAGGGAAUACACCGUGCUCUACCAUCACCUGCUGUCCAGUCUCGCCCCGACACUAGUCCGGCCCCCCGACACUGUCCCUGCCCGCCAGUGAUCCACCGCUUCACGUCCACCGGCGAAGAGGCAACAUGGCGGGAAUGAUGGGGAAGCGCUUGGGGAAAGAGUUGGCUAAGCUGCAGAGGGAGACUCCCAAGGGCAUCACGAUCGUGUCCGCGGAUGACUUGAAAGAGUGGAAAAUGGACAUCCAAGUCCUGGGCAAUCCUCUCUACGAUCCCGAAGAGAGGUAUCGGAUGAAGAUGACAUUUCCGCCAGGCUAUCCAAUCGAGCCACCCGAGGUGGUGUUCAUGCUUCUAACGGAGCCGGUGCGGAGGAUACCGAUGCAUCCACACAUCUACAGCAACGGCAUCAUCUGCCUGGACUUGCUCGACAAGCAGGGCUGGAGUCCCGUGCAGAACGUCGAGUCGAUCUGCUUGAGCUUGCAGAGCAUGCUGGACUCCAACACCAAGAAUGAGCGGCCGCCAGGAGACGCCGAUUUCGUGAAGCAUAAUCGACUACGACCACGAGACAUCAAUUUUCUCUUCCACGACCCGAGCGUUUGAAGUGUUAGGAUAUCAGAACAGACGCGCGAUAUCGUGAUAUGCUACAGUCAGAACAAUGAGGUUGCACCAGACGAUGGGAUAGUCGGCUUUGGGAAGCCAGCUUGAAACAGAGUGACAUGGCCGACUACAAUGAGUUGACGGCCGUCUUCGUGGAAUUUCCCAACAUGCCUACCGUCGGCUCUGAGAUCGAGCAUGGUGAAAGGCUGCACGCCAAAUGCUUUCAUGAAGCAAGCAAGGCUCUUUGAAAUUUAGCAGGUGGGACGAUGCAGGAAUUGGGCUGUGGGGGGAGCAGGUGCGAUGAACGGGACAGCUAUGACUUUCACGGUCCGCUCACUCAUUCUAGACACGACAUAGGGGCAGGUUGGUAUGCUACAUAAGCUACACGUAUUGUAAUAAUAUGAC